Molecule: messenger RNA, 4302 nt
Organism: Pogona vitticeps (central bearded dragon)
Lineage: Eukaryota; Metazoa; Chordata; Lepidosauria; Squamata; Agamidae
Source: RefSeq, a predicted model, not a curated record
CCCCCGCGCCUGCGCGUUGCGGGGCCCCUUGGUGCAGCCCCUAGCUGAGCCGGAGUGGAAAGUACGCGCCUCUUUGGGGCUGUGCCUUCCUGGCUGCUGCGCUGGAGCCCGUCGGCUGCGGCAGGAGAUACAUUUUGUGUACUCGGCAAAGCAGCUGUGUUGGCUGUUGAGGAGGCAAUAUGCUUGGCAGGAGACCCAGAAAGAGCCCCCAGGUGAAGGGUCAGGCAGCAGCAACUGCAAAACAGCUGGGACUGUUUGUUGAAUUUAAUGCUGAAGAAAUGAUACUAGACCUGGAGGAUGAUGGAGACCUAGAAGCAGAACUAGCGGCUAUCACUGGAGAGAAGCUGCCUGUUGGAAAAACACAAACUAAAGGAAAAACCCCUUUGCCUAUGGAGCAUAUUGAAAAGAUGGCUGCUGAGUGCAUGCAGGACCUGAAUGAGGAAGAUGAUGAAGGUCUGGAGGAAGAUACCGAACUUUUGGCGGAAUUGCAGUUGGUCUUGGGAGAUGAAGAUGAAGGAGCAAGCUGCGAACAUGAGACAGAAACAAUGGAAAUAUCAUCUGUAACCACAGAAGAGCACACUGAAACUAACCAGGCACAGAUGACUCCUGCUGUUUCCAGUAGAUUGCAACAAUCAAUAGAAGAAAGGAUCGCUAACUAUAAAGCAGCCAUUGCAAAUGCAAAAGAGGCUGGUGAGAGUGCCAAAGUGCGACGGUAUGAGCGAGGCCUCAAGGCAUUGGAAGCCAUGCUGACUGCAGUGAAGAAGGGGAAAAAAGUGAAUGAGGAAGAAAUGCCACCACCUGUAGCAUCAGGGAAGAGCUCUGUGACUACACCACAAGUCAUGCACCAUAAUGACUUGCCUAAAAGCUCAGGCAGUGAAGAGGAGGUUACAGUACCUGAACAGGGAGAGGAGGGGGGAAAGGAACACUCCUCUACCGACCAUGACGUAAUGAAUGCCAGUGAUCUGGAGCAGCCUGUGAGCCCGGUUGCACUCCAAGAUCAGGAUGUGAAUAUGGAUGUUCUAGGAAUAGAUGACACUGCUGAAAGCCAUUCCCCAAACCCUGGUACACGAGCACUGCUUGUUACAAGAGAGAAGGAAUAUAAAUUAGCAGCACUGAAGGCCAAACAAAGAGGUGAUCUUGAGAAGGCAAAAGAAUAUAUGAGGACUGGGAAGAAAUUCAGCAUGGUUCUAGAAGCACUGGACAGUGGGCAGCCAAUAGACCUCGAGAAUAUGCCUCCGGCACCUCAAGAACUUGAAAGUCCAGAAAAGAUGCAGCUUCCCUCAAAACAGCCUCUAUCUGUACCUGUGGAAACUUCCCAAUCUGUGACCUCACCAGAUACUCAAGGUUCCCUGCAGCAGCCGAAAACAGUGCUAGAGGCUUUGCAGCAGAGGCUGGAGAAAUACAAAACAGCAGCAGCCCAAGCCAAAGCAAAUGGAGAUAGUCGGAAAAGCAGGAUGCAUGAGAGGAUAGUCAAGCAAUAUCAGGAUGCCAUGAGAGCCCAUAAAGCAGGAAGAAAAGUGAAUUUUGCUGAAUUACCAGUUCCUCCUGGAUUCCCUCCAAUUCCUGGAAUGGCUACAACAGAGGAUGGCAAUACAGUUGCUACAGUGCUUGAAAGUGCUAACAGGCUGGCUAAGAUGGAACAAGAGGAGAAUGUUAAAGAUGAUAAUGAUGAGGAUGAGGCUUUCACACAGUCUCUGCCUAGCAAACAGACCACUCAGCUGCCUAAAAAACCAGUGCAAGUUGUUCAGCCACUAAUGGUGCCAUCUGCUAUAGUACAGGAAGAAACCUCUCCAGAGGAAGAUAAUUUUGUGCCCACCACCGAAACCACAUCAGAGAAGUCUACAUCUGGUGACCCCCUCUGUCCAGCUGUGAAAGAACAUCUUGAAAUUCUGGAGAAUAGAAAGAAACAAUACUUAAAGGCUGCCAUCCAGGCAAAGAAGCAAAAUGACCUUGAGCAAGCCAAGAUGUAUCUGAGAACAGCCAAAAGCAUAGAUCCAAAGAUUGAGUUGGCAAAAAGCGGCAAGUUAGUUGACAUUUCCAAGCUGCCUUCACCACCUACAGAUGAUGAGGGUGACUUUAUUUUCAUACAUCAUGAGGACGUGAGACUGUCUCAGAAAGCAGAAGAGGUUUACAUGCAGCUCAUGAAGUUACUGAGGGAUCAGUAUGAGAAAUGUGUGCAAUAUUCCAAGCAGUUCACACAUCUUGGAAAUGUAGCUGAAACUUCCCGGUUUGAAAAGCUGGCUCAGAAUUGUAAACAGGAUUUGGACAUUUUACGGCUUGCCCAGGCCCAAGGACUUGAUCCCCCAGGCCAUCAUUUUGAAGAGAGAACCUUUAAAAUUGUAAGGAUAUUUUCUGAACUCAGUAGCACUGAAAUGCACCUCAUCAUUGUCAGAGGAAUAAAUCUUCCAGCUCCACCAGGUGUGGCACCAAAUGAUUUGGAUGCAUUUGUGAAAUUUGAAUUUCAUUACCCAAACACAAUCCCACAACCUUCUCAUUGGCCCCUUUGGCUAGUGCUGAUGGCAGCAGCACUAGCAAUUAUAGGCACAACCUCUGGAAAGCCAAAGAGACUCCACUGCUGGUUUAUAGAGGGCCUUUCCCAAAUGCCCAAAGCACAUCUCGUGAUCUUGGCCCCAAACAAUCUUGCAGAGUAAAUGAGUAAUAGUUAAAGACUGGAGCAAUGGGUAGUUCACUUGCCUAAGCCACUUGGUGAGUUUAUAAACGUUUCUCCUGCAUAGCUCAUUGUCUUAAUUUGCAGUGGCUUCCACUGAACCCCUCUCCUGGGUUGUUGGAAAAUUGCUUGAGGUUAUUCAAAGAAAACCUUUCAUUGUUCAGAACCAGGCCAGGCCUCGUUAGAGAUUUGUUAGAUCCCCUACUUUGAUGAUAGGGAGCUCCUUGGACAUUCAAAGAGCACCUCUUGUUCACAUCCUGUUCUCACUGCUAUGUCUAGAACCAUCAAUAACAGAUGAAAUAAUGCUUGAGUCAUAUUUUGUUGCUUUCUCUCCCUUUGAUUCAGAGGCAUGCACUGCAGUUUGUUCCAGUUUUCCAGCUUUUUGUAUCCAGACAGCCAUUGUGCAUAGCUUGCAUGAGUCUGAGGACCAGUAAAUACAUAAUUCUCCUCAUGGCCAGUGCAUACAUAACAAUUUAUAAGGUUUAGUGACCAUUUCAAGAAAUAACACAUGGAUGAUACAUGUACAUUUAUUGUGCCAAUAUAGUUAUGGAGGAAGAACUGUACCUGUCUGGGGAACUGCAGAAGGCUGGGUUUUGCCAGAGGUUCCCCGGUCUUGUUGUAAUUCAGCAAGUGGUCAUGUAAAGGGAAGAAGGUGUUAUGAGGGAAAUAUUGGUGAAUAGAGCCUGGGAACAAAGAGAUUUGUGGGAGGGGGAAGAUGAAAGUUUCAGGACUGUAAGGUGUGUGCUACAAGGCACUUGUGAAGAAAAGGGGGUUAACUGAGUGAGUUGAAAAGGAGUUUUAAAUAUGGCCAAAUGCUUGCUUGUAGAUGGAUAAUGUAAAAGUGGUCCUCAAAGUAAUUUGAUGUUUUCAACUCCUUCUUUAGAUUGAUCAGUUACCGUAGGGAGAGGGAACCUGGGCUUUAUAGGGAGGAGGAAUAAGAAUUCCACAUUUCUCUGAGGACCACUGGAGGCAACUAGAGUGGUGGUGGGUUCCUCACCAUAGUAGACAGGUGUGAAUAUGAGAAGAUAAUAUCAUGAGUGGCAUUUACUGUAUGCCUUCAUGAUGUGCAUUAUUUGAGGCUGAAGAAGCAAAUGGGGGAAAGAGUUGCCUCUGGAAGAGAAAAAUCUUCUGUUCCUUGAAAACUAGGAUAUAUUCUAGAAGCAGCUGCAGGAAUUGGGUCACAUUGUCCUUGUUCAGUCCCUAGGGUUAUUACCUACUGUGCUUGGGAGUAGAAGCUAAUUUAUUUUCUUGUAAUGAUUUAACUGUUACAAAGAGCAGUCAUGUUGUAAAAGCUAAAUAAUCUCUUUGGAGCAUUUUUGGACUCUAAUGUUCUCUAUUCUUUUCCUUCUUAAGGAAAGCAGGUAAAAGUUACUGGGGUAACGUAGAUCAGCCCUUGUUCUGUAUCAAAGUAAAAGGGCCCCUCUGUGUCCCAGUUGAGUCUGGCUUAUUUUUUAAAACAUCCCUCAGGCAGGUUGUUUUGUUUCUUUUCCAAACAUUUGUAUGGUAUUUUACAGUUUACUCUCUCAGUAUGGGUCACUUUUCUAACAAAAAGCAAAUCAAAAUCAUGCAAAAUAUUAACGAUAUACUGCUGCAGAUAUUUCAGGAAAAUCUUUUUGCAUGAUUGCUUUUUUUUA